Molecule: messenger RNA, 4823 nt
Organism: Trichoderma virens Gv29-8
Lineage: Eukaryota; Fungi; Ascomycota; Sordariomycetes; Hypocreales; Hypocreaceae
Product: glycoside hydrolase family 13 protein
Exons: 3
Coding region: 1-4674 (1557 amino acids)
Biological process (GO): glycogen catabolic process; glycogen biosynthetic process
Molecular function (GO): amylo-alpha-1,6-glucosidase activity; 4-alpha-glucanotransferase activity
Source: RefSeq, a predicted model, not a curated record
AUGAGCCCAGGAAUCAUGACGACCACGGAGGUUUAUCUGCUGCCGCUCAACGACGACGGCUCGCCCCAGGUUGCGGGAGAGUACAUCUACCUCGAUCCCACCGGUGAUGACCCCAUCACCAUCAGAUUUGCCAUUGAGGGCACCUCGUCCAUCUGCCGCAAUGGAAGCCUUUGGGUCAACAUUCCGGAGCAGGGGGCCGAGUUUAGGCGGGACAAGUUCCGAGAGUACAAGCUAACGCCCGACUUCAACCGCACCCUCGAAAUCUCCAUCCCCAUCUACGAGUCCGGCGUCUUUGCCUUCUACACCACCUAUGCCGAGCUGCCCAACCUCGAUGCAGACGAUGCUCCAAAGUCCACAAACGGCCACGAGGCUCUCAAGAAGACUCCGGUAUACUACAUCGAUGUUGCUCCCCGCCUUAAGCUGGAUGGCCGGCCAUUGCCUCUGCCGGCGUUGUCGCUCUUCUCCAUCAUCAGCAAGCUCAUGGGCCGCUUCCCUGGUGAUUGGGAGCGACACCUGCGGGGCAUCAGCGAGAGGGGAUACAACAUGAUACACUUUACCCCUCUGCAGAUCCGUGGCAGCUCAAACUCGCCGUACAGUCUGUAUGACCAAUUGGGCUGGGAUCCCGCCUGUUUUCCCCGGGGCGAGAAGGACAUUGAGCAGCUGGUCGAGAGUCUCGAGCAAAAGUACUCAUUGCUGAGCUUGACAGACAUUGUCCUCAACCACACUGCACACAACACAGAGUGGUUACAGGAGCAUCCAGAGGCCGGUUACAAUUUGAAAACGGCUCCAUGGCUGCAGUCUGCGUAUGAGCUUGAUACGAAGCUGCUGGAGCUUGGCGGUCAGCUUGAGAAGCUGGGACUGCCCGUUGAUAUCAAGACCACAGAGGAUCUCUUGGAGCUCAUGGAAGGAAUCAAAAAACACGUCAUUCUCGAGCUCCAGCUAUGGGAAUAUUAUGCCAUCAAUGUCGAGCGAGACGCUGACAGCAUCAUCGAGGCUUGGGUUGGCGGCAAGGCCAUCCCUCCCCAGAACGGCGUUGCUACGUUAAGCGAUUUCGAGCAUCUCAAGACGGCAGAGCUCAAGGAGCAAGCAGAAUUCAUUAAGAAAUUUGCUCUCCAGGGAACGGAUCGCCUAGGAGAGCGGUUCCGCCGACGUGUCGAGCCCAAUGUCGCCGCUACCUUGCUGUCGUUUUCUCUUGGCCGAUACGAGGGCGAAAGCACACAGUCAGCCGACAAGGCGGCCGCUAAAGCCAAGUUGGUUGAGGUUCUGGAUGCCAUAAACGUUGCUUUCUAUGAAGAGUACGACAAGGAUCUUAACCAGAUUCUGGAGCAACUCUUCAACCGUAUCAAGUACGUUCGCAUCGAUGACCACGGACCCAAGCUAGGUCCGAUUAAUGCAGCCAACCCUAUUAUUGAGACAUACUUUUCCCGACUUCCAGUCAAUGAAAAAACGUCGAAGCUUUCUCCUGGGGAGAGAGCGCUGGCUAAUAAUGGCUGGGUAUGGGGUGGCAACGCGUUGGUGGACAACGCUGGGCCCGACUCUCGUGUGUACCUGAAGCGAGAAGUUAUUGUCUGGGGCGACUGCGUCAAGUUGCGAUACGGCUCUCGCCGGGAAGAUAGCCCGUGGCUGUGGGAUCAUAUGACAAAGUACGCCCAGAUGCUGGCCAAGUACUUUGCCGGCUUCCGUAUCGACAACUGCCAUUCCACCCCAAUCCAUGUCGCGGAGCACAUCUUGGACGAGGCAAGAAGAGUUCGACCAAAUCUCUAUGUUGUCGCCGAGCUCUUUACCGGGUCCGAGGAGAUGGACUAUGUCUUUGUGAAACGGCUUGGAAUCAGUUCACUCAUCCGCGAAGCCAUGCAAGCAUGGAGCACGGGAGAGCUGAGCAGACUUGUUCAUCGACAUGGCGGUCGUCCUAUUGGCAGCUUUGAGGUUGACGACGUCUCUAAGUCGGAUGUUACUAUACCCUCGGGUUCAAAGGGCAGCAUGGAUCUUAAGAGGGAGAUCAUCCGGAGGAUACGGCCCUCGCCAGUUCACGCCUUGUUCAUGGACUGCACACAUGACAACGAGCCACCCACCCAGAAGCGUGACGCGCGAGACACGCUACCCAACGCUGCCCUUGUCAACAUGUGCUCCAGUGCUACGGGAAGCGUUAUGGGCUAUGACGAAAUUUAUCCCAAGUUGGUUGAUCUUGUGAAUGAGAAACGUUUGUACACAUCUGAAGCGUCGAGGACCUCGUCGAUCAAGAUAGGGAGAGGCAAGGGCGGCAUUGCUAGCAUCAAGAAGCUCUUGAACCAGAUUCAUACUCUCAUGGGCAAGGAUGGCUACAACGAAACUCACAUUCACCACGAAGGAGAGUACAUUACCGUGCACAGAGUGCAUCCCGAAUCCAGAAAGGGCUACUUCCUAAUUGCUCACACUGCGUUUCCCGGGUAUGGCAAUGGAAGAGGAGAAUUCAAUCCAGUGCUUCUAACAGGAACUCGAGCCAAUCACCUUGGCAGCUGGAUGCUCGAGGUCGAUGACAGGGAAGAAACCAUCAAGACCGUCGAGACCGACACCAAGUUCCUUCGAGGCAUUCCCAGCCAGGUCGUGGAUGUGCCUGGAAUCAAGAUGGACUAUCAAGGCCAAGACACCAUAAUCUCCGUUCGGGAUAAGUUCCCGCCCGGUAGCAUUGCGCUUUUCGAGACUUGGAUUCCCACUGCAGAACACUCCACGGGCUUGGACAACUACGUUACCUCUAGCGCAAAGGCAGCUUGGGCCAAUUUGAAUCUCAUCGAUCUCAACUUCUUGCUGUAUCGGUGUGAGGCAGAGGAGAGAGACGCCAGUAACGGACAGGACGGGGUUUAUGAUAUUCCCGGCCACGGAAAGCUCGUCUAUGCAGGCCUGCAAGGAUGGUGGAGUAUCCUCGAAGGGGUCAUCCGCGACAACAACCUUGGACACCCCAUCUGUCAAAACCUGCGAGACGGCCCCUGGGCACUAGACUACAUCGUAGGUCGAAUCCAAAAGCAAAGCCACACGCCUGGCAGUGAGGGUCUUGCCGGACCUGCAGCCUGGCUCCGAGAGCGGUUUGAAGCCAUUAGGGCUAUUCCAAGCUUCCUGCUGCCUAGGUACUUUGCACUCGCCAUCCGCACCGCGUACCGAGCCAGCGUUGAACGAGCCCUGGAGCUGAUGAACGAUCAUGUUGCCAAGGGCCAGUGGUUCCUCGGAAGUCUUGCCAUGGUCAGCGUGCAGCAAACCGGGCUGGUCAAAUCCGCUUCUCUCUGGCCAGACAAGCAGGUGCCGUCUAUUGCUGCUGGCCUACCGCACUUUGCAGUGCAGUGGGCUCGAUGCUGGGGCCGAGACGUCUUCAUCUCUAUUCGUGGACUCUAUCUCGGCACUAGCCGUUUUGCUGAGGCAAAGGAGCACAUCCUUGCAUUUGCCAGCGUUCUGAAGCACGGCAUGAUACCCAAUCUCUUGAGCAGCGGCGCCGCUCCUCGGUACAACUCGAGAGAUUCGGUGUGGUUUUUCCUUCAGACGAUCCAAGAUUACACCCACUUUGCGCCUGAGGGACUUGAUCUGCUCAAGACAAAGGUCAGGCGUCGUUUCCUUCCGUAUGACGAUACUUGGUUCCCAGUGGACGAUGCACGGACAUACUCUAAGGAGAGCACAAUCGAAGAAAUCAUACAGGAGGCUCUCCAGAGACACGCCUCAGGAAUGAAGUAUCGUGAGGCGAAUGCUGGACCCCAGAUCGACUCGCAGAUGAAAGAUGAAGGCUUCAACCAAGAGAUCAAGGUCGACUGGAGUAAUGGACUUAUUUUCGGCGGCAACCAGUUCAACUGUGGCACUUGGAUGGACAAGAUGGGAGAGAGCGACAAGGCCGGAUCAAAGGGCGUCCCCGGAACUCCACGCGAUGGUGCCGCCGUCGAAAUCACCGGUAUGCUCUACAGCACACUGAGAUGGGUAGAACAGCUCCACAAGCAAGGAAAGUUUGCUCAGCCGGGCGUCAAGACUGCAGAAGACAAGGCCGUCUCGUGGACGGAGUGGGCUGAUCUCAUCAAGGCCAACUUUGAGAAAUGCUACUACGUGCCGCUGUCUGCUGAAGAAGAUGCCAAGUAUGACGUUAACCCUAGCGUUAUCGCUCGCCGAGGCAUGUAUAAGGAUCUGUACAAGUCUGGAAAGGAACAUGAAGACUACCAGCUGCGACCAAACUUUACCAUCGCCAUGACGGUGGCAACUGACCUGUUCGACCCCGAGCAUGCCUGGCAGGCUCUAUGUCUUGCAGAUUCGACGAUCCGCGGACCCACUGGCAUGGCAACUCUGGACCCUGCAGACAAGGACUACCGACCAUUCUACCGAAACAGCGAGGACAGCCACGACUUUGCCACAAGCAAAGGCCGAAACUACCACCAGGGACCUGAGUGGCUGUGGCCAACGGGCUUCUUCCUCCGCGCGCUGCUGAAAUUCGACCUUCAGCGGAGAAAGACGGCUGAGGGCAGGACGGAAGCAUUCCAGCAGGUGACUAGAAGGCUGGCGGAGUGCAAACGAGCCAUUCGCGAGAGCCCGUGGGCGGGUCUUACUGAGCUUACGCAGAAGAAUGGAGAGUUUUGUGGCGAUUCUAGCCCAACUCAGGCAUGGUCUGCUGGCUGUCUCAUUGAUCUGUACAUGGACGCCAUGGAGGAGCAGGAGAGCUUGAAGAAAUGAGAGAUGCUUUACGUACGCGACAUGACAAUUCACGAGUAAAUGAUAUUAGCAUGAUGUAAAGGGAAAGCAUUUUCGGGGGAGAAGGGCGUAUUACACAUGUGUUACUUUGCAAGCUGAAUGAAGAAGAAAAAAAAGAAGGUGUUUUAUUG